AUAAUUUUCUUUUCCCUCUCAAAGUUCUCUCUCUCUUCCGUUCACUCUUUGUCUCCCUCUUCUCUCUCUCUCCCCUCCUAUUCAUAAAUCACUUUCAAACGGCAAUUUUAAAAGCCAGAUUCCGGCCACUGCAUAUCUUGGUUUUUUUUUUUUUUUACUUUUUUACCCUUCUCUUUCUCUCUCUCUCUCUCUCUCUUUUUACCCUCUCCUCUUCUUAAAUAUUUUACCACAGAUUUUUACUUUCCUACUUUUUACUGUUUAACCUUUUUACCCUACAAUAUUUUUACCGCUCUUUGGUUUACCAAACAACCCCGUUUCUUGAAAGAAAGGGAGUCAAAACAGAGGUUCCCCUUUGGGGAUCUGUCUUUUUUUUUUUUUUCUUUAUAUUCGCGUUUUAUACACAGUAUAUAUUUGGCAGUGACGUGGCAUGCACCAAAUAGGGCGCAACAAUGAACACCAAAACGAUGCGUCUCCCGCCCCGUCGGGUUUCCAUGCCCAACAACAAGCGAAAAGAGAGAGACGAUUUUGACCUCAAACACUUAAACCCUCCAACCACAAAAUUACUUAAGCCAGCUGCCCCAUUAGCCGGCUCCGACAAAGCCGCCCACCCGGUUCACUCCAACCAGCUCCUGGCUGGUUACUUGGCCCACGAGUUCCUCACUCGUGGGACGCUGUUCGGCCAACCGCAACUAACGGCCGCUGAAUCCAGGAAGGGAAUCAGAGAAGAAGCCGAGCCAAGCGAGAGAUCUAGAGCAGGCGACGCCGAGCCGAAGCCGAAGGAGGAGAAGCAUCAAAGGUACGUGGAGGUGGCGAGUCUGCUGAAGACAGAUGGGGCCAACAUACCGGGCAUCGUCAACCCGAGCCAGCUAGCUCGCUUCCUACAGAUGUGAGGUUGUUUUCUCACACGUGGAGACACCUCAUUGGCCAGUGUUUUUCUUUAACUAGAAAAACAACAACGAGAAGAAAAGGAAAACGAAACAGAAAAAGGAUGCUUUGUUUUUUUUUUAGAGAGCAUAUUUUAUUUUUCUUCUCCGGCUUUCCAGUGGAGAAGUUCUCUGUGGAGUACGUAGCCUUAGCUCAAUAGCUAUUAUUUUUUCUUUUUGUUUGUUGUUUGUUGAAUGUAUGCAUGGGAGAUGCAUGCAUGCAUGCAUGUACAUUUGAUUAGCGUAUGAUCUGAAUAAUAUUAUAAGUAUAAGAGUUCCAAAUUUAUUGUUUUUCUUUC
Molecule: messenger RNA, 1222 nt
Organism: Theobroma cacao (cacao)
Lineage: Eukaryota; Viridiplantae; Streptophyta; Magnoliopsida; Malvales; Malvaceae
Source: RefSeq, a predicted model, not a curated record